Molecule: messenger RNA, 5717 nt
Organism: Danaus plexippus (monarch butterfly)
Lineage: Eukaryota; Metazoa; Arthropoda; Insecta; Lepidoptera; Nymphalidae
Gene: Tmtc2
Product: protein O-mannosyl-transferase TMTC2
Exons: 11
Coding region: 361-3264 (967 amino acids)
Biological process (GO): protein O-linked glycosylation via mannose
Cellular component (GO): endoplasmic reticulum membrane
Molecular function (GO): mannosyltransferase activity; protein binding
Source: RefSeq, a predicted model, not a curated record
GCUUCUUAAAUGCAGAUGUGUCGUGUACACCAACGUCAGUCGGUGAACAGCCACCGCCGAGACCACUUGAAUAUGGGCUCGCGUGACACACGUCACCUAGUUCGCGUUUACCAUUGUAGUGAUCGUAUCAUUAAGCCCGAUUAAAUGACACGUGCGAAUGUGAAUGUUACUUAUAUCCGUUCGAAAAUAAUUAUUAGAUGAACGCACUGACUUUUACGGACAGUUUUGAAAUUUAUCAAGAUUUAGAUUUUGGGACACUAAUAAAGUGUAGAAAUAAAAUAAAUUCUCAAAUGGAGUGAACAAAGGGUGGAUAAUAAGGCUGGAAGGGAGGAGUCGAAACAUCGAUGUAGCGUUGUCACAAUGGAUCAAUGGGUGACGGCGGCGAGCUCGCUGUUGGCUCUCCUACUGUACUACAGCACUUUAGAUGCCGGAUUCGUGUACGAUGACAGGCGGGCGAUCCUCUCAAACCCCGAUGUCAUCGGACAUACAACAAUACGAGCAUUGUUUGAGAAUGAUUUCUGGGGGACGCCGCUCAGUGACUCUGGCUCACACGGGUCAUAUAGACCCCUUUGUGUUGCAACAUUCCGCCUCAAUUACGCCUUCAGCGGAUUUAAGCCAUGGAGUUAUCACUUUUUUAAUAUUGUACUCCACUCCAUAGCAACGGCUCUAGUAGUGACCACCGCAAAACGAUUGAUGCCACAGCAUUGUAUAAGAGUUGGUACUGCGGUCGCGGGCCUAAGCUUCGCUGCCCACCCCAUACAUACAGAAGCUGUGGCCAGUGUUGUUGGAAGGGCUGAUUUAGUCGCGUGUAAUUUUUUUCUCCUAAGUUUCCUGCUAUAUAUUGAACACGUACGUCUAAGACUUGAAAGACAGAAAAAGCAAUGUCGGCAUGUCAUCAAAAAUAAUAUAAUACGCUAUCAACUAAUGUCGAACGACCAAAAUUUUCGACUUAGUUGUCAUGGACUGGUUCAACAUAUUAUGAUGAAUGUACGGAGACUCUUGAAAGUAGGGAGAGCAGGCCCUUUAAAAAUGUUGAAUGCUUGUGAAGUAGGUAACGGAACAGUGAAACUUAAUAAGUGUCAGUGCGACAAUAGUGUAAGUGACGAUUCAGGUGAACUAUUGCAGUGGUGCACAUUAGCUGGGACAUUUCUAUUUGCUACUGCUGCCACUCUAUCUAAAGAACCGGCUAUUAUGGUAGUACCACUCUGCAUAUUUUACGACUUCUUAAAAGACACUCGACAGGGAGAGCCUUACUCAAAGUGUCGAUGGAGGAGCAUAUGUGCGCUCAGCACUGGAGGUUUCGUUCUUCUAUACUGGCGCCUGAGAUUAGCGGGUGCGCCUUCCGCGUUCGCAGCAGCUGACAACCCAGCGUCUCGUGAUCCAUCUAUAUUGACAAGAUUUUAUACUUUUUCAUAUCUACCAGUAUUCAACUUCUUACUCCUAAUAUAUCCUUUUCAACUCAGUUUUGAUUGGUCCAUGGAUUCUAUCCCAAGAAUAACAACACUCUUUGAUAUAAGAAAUAUUUACUCGCUCAUUUUCUAUGCGGUAAUAUCAAAAGUGACUUGGAUAGCGUUAUCCAAUGAAAUGAUAAAACAACAGGAAAGAAAAGAAAAAUAUUUUAAGAAGCAAAACAAUAAAAUAAAACAUAAAUGGAAUUACAACUCUAAGCAAUACAACAGAAGACAAGAUUGCGAAAGAAAAACUAUUAUACCCCAUAAAGAAAAUGCAUCUUUCAAAAGAACAAUAUGUCCAUGUAAUGGAUGUAAGCAUACACUUACAGAGGAACAUACCAAUGUAUGUAGAGCUAUUAACAAUAAUAAUACGGUAAUGCAUCAAUCUACUUGUGUUUGUCCAACAACUGUGGGUAGAUCUAAGAAAGAUAAUUCUCAAAAGAACGUGUACCGUAGUCCUCAAGUCGCAAUGCUAUUAUUCACAGCGUUUAUGAGCCUACCAUUCGUGCCAGCCAGUAAUAUUCUCUUUUACGUCGGUUUCGUUGUUGCGGAACGAGUUCUGUAUAUACCCAGCGUUGGUUUUUGCUUCUUACUUGGAUUAGGGGCAGGCACAUUGACGAAAAAUUGGCGCCGAUAUGAAAUGCGCAGUCGUAUGUUUAUGUCGGCUCUAUUGAUAACGUUAUUAGCAAUGAGUAGUGCGACCAUGCGCAGAAAUCUAGAUUGGCGUGACGAGGAAAGUCUAUUCAGGAGUGCCAUACACAUCAAUCCACCAAAAGCAUAUGGAAACUUGGGCAGCGUAUUGAUCACACAAGGCAGGCUGGCAGAAGCUGAAGUUGCAUUUGAGAAAGCACUUAAUUACCGACCCAACAUGGCGGAUGUUCAUUAUAAUCUGGGAAUUUUACAUCAAAACCAAAGACGAUACGGAGAAGCUAUCAAAAGUUUCGAGAGGGCAAUUUACUUUCGGCCUUCCAUGGCCCUGGCAUACGUUAAUUUGGGGACAUCACUUAUGGCGGAUGGGAGGUUGGCUGAGGCUGCGAGUGCAUUGCGGGCGGGUGCACGAGCUGAUGGCCUGCGUGUUCGAGAUCGACGAGAACAUGAUGCAGCCCGAGUGUCCGCACUAGUACAGCUUGCCUCGCUACAUUCACAACGAGGACACUGGCAUAAAGCUCUCUCAGCGUAUAAGGAUGCCUUGCAAAUAUUGCCUGACUCAAACGCCCCCAUUGUAGGCUGGACUCGACAUAAUGUAUUAUCGAUGGCAAGUAAAGUGCAUAUGCAGUUACAUCAAUGGACUCAAGCUGAACACAGCAUCCUCUCAGCGUUGUCGCUCGCCCCGAAUCAUGUCGCUACUCACCUUGCUCUAGCGCAAAUUGUUUCUAGAAAUGUAAGCAGAAGUAUGGAAGCCGAGGUCUGGUAUAAAAAGGCAGUAACACUUGCUCCGGAUGAUCCUACAGUUAGAGAUCAGUUUGGUAUGUUCCUGAGAUCGCAGCGCCGUUUACUCGAAUCUGCUGAGCAGUUGGUAAAAGCCGCUCGGCUCUCUCCAACUAACAGUGCUCGUGCUACAACGGCGGCUCGUGCCUUAAGAGACGCAAGGCGAUGUCGAUCAGCCGAAAGAUGGUAUGCGAGAGCAGUGGAAUUGAACCCUGAGGAUGCAGAGCAUCAUUCCAAUCUCGGCGCAAUCUUGCAUUUGAAUGGAAAAUAUGUGGCAGCUGCCUCCUCAUAUCGCCGGGCGUUACAAUUGCAACCUAAUGAUCAAAUUACAAUCACGAACCUAAAGAGAGUCAGAAAACUAAUUACCAACCAAAAGAAAAAAUAAAUUAAACGUAGUUAUGGCGUUUUUGCACAACAUAACCUGAUAUUGUCAAUUGCCAAAAUCUAGAUUUAGAUCCAGAUUGUUGAUUUUUUUACGUAUUAAGUGUAGCCACAUUUAAUUGACAAUUAUCGAAUUAUUUUUUACUUAUAUUACGCAAACAGAGACGUUAAAUUUUUUUUCGUUGGAGAAAUAAUCGUCGAACUUAUAUUUGAGCGCCUCGUGAAGUUAUGUAACUUGUUUGACCCAUCUAUUAAAAUUAUUUAAAAAAAAAAAACACGUCGAAUCUCUUGAAAUAUGAACCAAAAAAUUUUGGAAAUCAUAAUUUAAAUAUAUUCUAUAUUCAUGUUCUUUUUCCAUUUAAAAUAAUUGUUUAUAUUGAAAUAACAUUUUGCGGGGUGCUAUGUAACUAAAGAAAUCUACUUUUCGUAUAUUGAUUCAUUUAAUUAAUUUUAUAGUUUAAAAUUUUUUGCAUUACAAGCUCUUAGGAUAUGUUGAUGUAUAUUUUUGAUUAUAUUUAUAAAACAACUUAUUAACAACUCAUUAGUCAUAAAUAAGUUGGAAAUGUUGCAUGACAUCAAAUUGAAGAUACUUGCCAAAUAAAUUGUACCUUAAAUAACAUGCUUUUGAAGCUCGGUUCUGUACGCAAAAUAUAUUUACCCUUUAAAUAUAUGUUCAAAGAUGUUUAACGAAAUAUUUAGAUGUAAUGUUCAAAUUCAAUAAUCCCCGGUAACUAAAAUUUUUAAUGCACAAAGGAAUUUAUAUUUGACGCAUACAUUUUGUCUUUAACUUGUGGUACUAAUUCAACUCCAGGAAGGGUCGAUGAACAACGCUGUAGAUGUAGCUAGUAUUGUAUAUAGAUAUUUUAAAGUGACAAUUUUAUACAAAUACAAAAAUUGUAUUUUAAAGAUAUUUUCCCUAUAAUCUCAAAUACGGGAAAGUGCUUGUUGUUACUUUGUUUCGUCUUCCAUUAUAGUUUUGUAUGGUUCAUUUAUUGAGUGUUGAUAUAAAGGCUGGCGUAUAAUUUUCUUAUACAAUUAAGCACAGAAAAUUGAGGCAAUUUCAGUUGUUAAAUAAGGUAAUAGCUUCUGAACAAAAGUUUUGUUACCAAGAAUAAUUUCAAGCUAGAAAUUUGAAACGACUUACCGUUAUUGUGCAACUAAAAUUGCUACUCCAUUUUAAGCCUAACUUCCUACUUAUUAGUUAACGACCUUUCAAACUUUCGAAAUUGUACAUACUUUUUCUUAUUUAUACAAUAUAUAAGUUUUAUACUAAUUAAAAUUCGUGUUAUCAAGUGAGUCACUAAGUUAUUUGAUAUGUUAUUUUAUUUGAAAUAAAGUCUGAAACAUAUCUAUUUCAAAGUUUAGAUAAAUGAAACAAUGAUUGUUAAUUCGUGUUAAAUUGUAAAUUAAAUUUGUAAAUAAUACGACAAUGACGUUAAUGUCAUACAUAGUUCAUAGUAUUUGAAUCUCUGAUGUACUAUUUUUGUCAUUUUCUUCUUACACCUGUGACAAUAAAUAUAUAUUACGCUUUUAAUAAUAGAAAAAUGCCAAAAAAACCUGCCUGUUUAUUUUCGUUGUCAUUUAUGAAUGCAUUUCUGUUUUUAACAUUAUUGCAUUUGAAAUUAAACAAUUAAAUACAACUAAUAUGAUAAUAUUGAUUUUUACGUAAUAAACAUAAAUUAAGAUCAAUUUUAUUUUCAAACGUCUUAAACGACAGUUAUGUUAAUGUCACAUCGAAAAUGUUGGUGUCAUUAUGAUGAUACGUUUGGAUCGUACAGAAAGUUUUAAUAACACAGACAUUCAAGAAUAUAUCUUGCAAAGCCAUCUGAAACAAUCGAACUUCAAUAAGGAAUGUUACCACGCUGUCGGAAUAACAUCGCCAAAGUGGUCUUUACCAUCAAAUUUAUAUAUUGGAACGGUUAUAAGAAUAUUCACAGUGACAUAACUAAAUUCAAUUAAAACGUGUAUUAUGAUUGUUCCGUAUUUCGCUUUAUUGAUUUAGUUUUUAUCAGUGUAUUGAAAACCGUUAAAAUUUAAAUUAUAUUUUAUGUGCACAUUAAAUGUAACUUCUAGAAAUUACAGGUGAUAUUCUUCAAAAAAAAAAACCCAUACAGUCUUUUUGAACUUUGUAUCAUUUCUAGCACGAAUGACACUUAAAAAUAUAAACGUUAUUUGAUUAUGAAAAAAAAAAAGUUAUCGUUUCUCGUAAACUUUAUUACUAUUGUCUUAAUACUUUAAUGACUCUCCUAUUUUAUAUAAACAUUUAAUCUUAUUUAUAACUAUUAUAAUAAUACCAUACUUCCAGCUAAAUCUGUUUAUUUAAUGAUAAUCUACCAUUUAAUGUAGGCUCACAUUAUAUUUUAAGAUUGAGGAAUUGUAAUCAUUAUUGUUUUUAUACUAGUUAUGUAUAUUCAUGGUGUUAUGCAAGUAAAACUGCAAAUUCCCAAAGUGAUAUUA